Nanorana parkeri is the source of this 762-nucleotide messenger RNA. Its product is annotated as class II histocompatibility antigen, M alpha chain. The transcript is spliced from 5 exons. Gene Ontology annotation, cellular component: membrane; MHC class II protein complex. NCBI's taxonomy places the organism in Eukaryota, Metazoa, Chordata, Amphibia, Anura, Dicroglossidae. Gene Ontology annotation, molecular function: MHC class II protein complex binding. Bases 1 to 762 code for a protein of 253 amino acids. The record is from RefSeq and is a predicted model, not a curated record. Gene Ontology annotation, biological process: antigen processing and presentation of exogenous peptide antigen via MHC class II; peptide antigen assembly with MHC class II protein complex; immune response.
AUGAUCCCCCCGGACUGCGGACAGCCAAUCAGGAUCCUCUGUGCUCUGCUGCUAGUGUUCCCCCUGCUGGCGGUGCAAGCUCAACAGGAUACACACUUGUUGAGUCAGGUGCUCUUCUGUCAGCCCAGCGAGCCGUCCUCGGGGCUCCUGAAGAUGUUCGAUGAAGAUCAGAUGUUCCACUACAACUUCGAGGAGCACUCCACCUCCGCCUGGCUCAGCGACUUCAACCAAUGGAGCGGCCAGGCCUUCCCUAGCGCAGAGAACAUUUCGUCUGAUCUGGUUUUCUGUAAAACGUUUCGUGAAAAUCUGACUACAGCUCUGGAAGACAUCAUGCCGGAGGCCAGAGGUGGUACACAUGUGGCGGUGUUUACUGCACAUCCCCUCCAUAUCGGGGUGUCCAACACCUUGAUCUGCGCCAUCAGUGACGUGUACCCCCCGGCACUGACCAUCACCUGGAGGAAGGACGGAAAAGUGUUGUCAAGAGAACUGAACUCGUAUAGAUACUUCUCCUUGAAUGACCUGAGCUUCCAGGCCUUCUCCUACCUCAACAUCACCCCCAACUAUGAUGAAACCUAUUCCUGUGACGUGCAGGUGGGGGGUGACCACAGGACCAUAGUCUCCUACUGGGUUCCAGACUUCCCCGUUCCCUCUGAUGUGCUGGAGAACGCCUUGUGCGGUUUGGGUUUCGCUCUCGGCGUGGUCUUCCUCCUCGUGGGUUUCAUGUUCCUCUGUCUCAGUAAAAAACUACAUCAGUUGGAAUGA